AUGGAUUCUAAGCGGAACUGGAUUCUCGUGGAAGCAUCGACGUCCGGCUCCGCAACGCCCAUUCAUAUCCGCGGAAGUCACCGGAGGAACGGUCCGUUCAUGGAGCAGCACAGAGAUGAGGCUCGACUGCACACUAUUAAUCGGCUAAAUGAUCGAAUUCAUCAGCGUAUCAUGGAUAAUUAUCGGAAUGGUACGUCAGAAUCAAUCGGUGAAGGAACGAAAGUUGUGGAUGAGAGUUUUCGGUUUAUAGAUGAUGAGCAGAGCAGAAUUGAUCCAGAACCGAUGUCAAAUGUCUCCGAUCGGCUUGAUUCCAUUGUAUCUCGGAGAAAUUCUCAGGGAGAAGUAGAAGCUGUAUACGAAAGAAGAGUACCAUCAACCUCAAGUCGAGAAGACGUUCUUCGACCACAGUCGAUUCUUCGGCAUCCACCACUGUUUGAAGAGCCUUUAUAUGUCAAGCCAGCUAUCCGAUCUUUGAGGUCCAGUCGAGCCAACGUUUCUCAACCCAAGCCACGUAUGGGAUUACGUCGGAAUGGUCGCGAUAACCGAUAUCGACGUACCGAUUCCGUCGGUGAAAACUUAAGAUAUGGUAGAAGCGAAAUCACUCACUAUAGACGGGCAGAUUCAUUAGAUUCUGGAAGCUUAAGGAUACAUAGACAACGGCCACAAUCAAGAUGGUCCUUUUACCCAGAUAAGCCAUAUUACGGAAGGUAUCACGGAGUAGAUGAUGUUCGUCGUGAAGAAUGGGCAGACGAGCCUCGCCCAACUUUUCUUCGUCGUACGCCACAUUUUUAUGAUAAAUGCGAUUUGUGCGCAUUUAGAAUCAUGCGAGUUGGAGACUUUUGCCCUGUAUGUGGAUUAUGA
Cylicocyclus nassatus is the source of this 861-nucleotide messenger RNA. NCBI's taxonomy places the organism in Eukaryota, Metazoa, Nematoda, Chromadorea, Rhabditida, Strongylidae. The record is from the annotation of a GenBank genome assembly.